This is a messenger RNA of Fusarium graminearum PH-1, 1345 nucleotides long. RefSeq lists its product as uncharacterized. The coding region runs from base 303 to 1232 and encodes 309 amino acids. NCBI's taxonomy places the organism in Eukaryota, Fungi, Ascomycota, Sordariomycetes, Hypocreales, Nectriaceae. The transcript has 3 exons. The record is from RefSeq and is a predicted model, not a curated record.
CUGGCAUUCAUUCACCAAGAGUUUGGAAACAACAUACCUAGACUAAGCUGACUUCUUGUUAUUUUACCCGUAAUAUCCUUUGACUAAUUGCCUUCAUACUGUUGAAAAAGGCUCUGCUUUUUGGGUAUUAUAUCAGCACUUGCGGUUGCCUCGUAUUUAGCUCCUGUCAACCAGCUCCCCACAUUCGGCAAGCGAUGCUCCUCUGAGCUACCUACUCUCCAGACAUCACGAAUAUCAUUCAGAAACCUACAUUUUGGUGGAUAGUAACUACGUGAACGCUCAAGGGAACGAGUAGGUUCGCCAUGGCGACCCCAAAGUUCAGCUCCAAGUCGCCUACUAUUCGACGCAUACUUCGUGAAGCAGCUGAAAUAUCCAACUCACCAUCCGCCGAUUACACAGCCGAGCCUCUCGAAUCCGACCUCUUCGAAUGGCACUUUACGCUCCGCGGGCCCCCCAACUCGGUCUACAGUAACGGCAUCUACCAUGGUCGAAUAGUUCUACCUCCUACCUACCCCCUUCGACCUCCUUCUUUCCGAUUCAUGACGCCAAGUGGUCGUUUCGAGGCCAACCGUGAGAUUUGUUUGAGUAUCAGUGGUCAUCAUGAGGAGACGUGGCAACCUGCGUGGGGAGUUCGGACAGCUCUGGUAGCCCUUCGAAGUUUCAUGGAAACAGACGCUCGCGGUCAACUGGGCGGUCUUGAGACAACCGACGCUGUGCGGCAACAGCUUGCUAACGAGUCAUCGACAUUCAAGUGCCCAGCUUGCGGUAAGACAAACAGUGAAAUCAUCCAGGAAUGUGAAGAGCGUGCAAAGGAGGCAUCAUCCAGCGCCCAAGAAGUUGAAGUGCCCAAAGAGCUGAACAUGGGAUGGCGAGAUGAAAUGGGAGCCAAGAAAGAGGGCGAAAACAAAACCGAACAGACAAAUGAUGAUGCUGAGACAGCUCAGCUUGCAGAAGGGUUUGUCCAAACUGUACCGGAUGCUGGUCCUGCUGGUGACAACACUCCGGCCCCUCAACCGCAGAUCGACAACCGGAACCCCACUCCAACCCGAACAAUCCCCCUCCCGGCCCCGGCCCCGGCGGCCCAAGCACAAGUCCAUGCGCCGAUGGCAGUACAGGGCCAACAAGCACGAAGGGCGUCUGACGAUGGUGUACCUUUGUGGCUAGACCGGGCCAUUGUUGUGUUGGUUGUGCUUCUAGUGGCGCUUGUGCUCAAGAUCAUCUUUGCUGUAUGAGCAUCCUCGGCGUAGUCAUUGAGCGUUUGCGUUUGCGUUCGGAUUGGCGUAUGGUGUACUUUUAUCAGAUUUCAGUAAUUUAGGGAGCGAAUUAGAUAUCCAGUUGAAUUGAG